This is a messenger RNA of Schizosaccharomyces cryophilus OY26, 2971 nucleotides long. Its product is annotated as NADPH-cytochrome p450 reductase. Gene Ontology annotation, cellular component: cytosol. Lineage: Eukaryota; Fungi; Ascomycota; Schizosaccharomycetes; Schizosaccharomycetales; Schizosaccharomycetaceae. The record is from RefSeq and is a predicted model, not a curated record. Gene Ontology annotation, molecular function: NADPH-hemoprotein reductase activity; FMN binding; flavin adenine dinucleotide binding. The transcript has a single exon. The coding region runs from base 730 to 2766 and encodes 678 amino acids.
AAAAAUCGAACUAUUCUAAAAAUUCACAUUCCUAUAUAUGAGUGUUUGGCGAGUUUUCAUAGCACCGAUCACAUACCCUUUUCAUCGCCUUCUCUUUAGUUUUUAUCUUUUUCCAUUAAUUCCUCUAUUUAUUUCUUUCAUCUCAUAAAACUCUCUCAGUUCUCCUCCACCGUGCACUUGUUAAUUGAUUGACACGGGAACAGUAGCCGUUCUUGAUUUGAGGCUGGAAUUAUUUAAGCAAUUUAUUCGAAAAGAAACAUUCUUGAAAAUACCCUAGAGCCUUUUUUCUCUCUUUUUUUUUUGCAGUUCCUUUAAUAUCCCGUUUUUGGCUCUACCGCGUUCGAGGUGCUGAGUCUCAUCUUCUUUUGCGUUGAAUCUUUAAUCUUUGUAAGGCUCCAUUUACUCUCAAAGAUUUAUUGUUUUGUAUUGAGCAAAGUCAUAGUAUAGUAGCAACCAUUUCGAAGGUUUCAUAACUAUUGAAAAUCACGUUGUUUACUUGUUUUUAGAAAGCUAAGAGAUACCAAUUCGAACGCUGGAUCGUUUGAUUUGUAAUACAGUUGACUUGUCUUGUUUUCAACAUUGCAUACCUUCAUAGAUUACAGUCUUAACAUUCGUUUCUUUUUCUUUUUCUUUUCUUGUUUUAGAAAACCUUUUCCUUUCAUUCCCUUGCUAUUUCUCCGAUAUCGAUUGAGCCUAGAAAGCAUAGAAAAAAUAUACAGGCUGUAAAUUAUGAAGACAACAGAUAUUAUUGGACUCGGUAUCGCUUUAAUUAUCACUUUUGGAUACUUCGCAUACAAUUUUUUCUCCAGUCGGACCAAGCACGUUGAAAAAGAAGUGGUUUCUUCCAAUAAUGGUGUUUUUGAAAAAAUAGAAGAGGAAAACUUGAACGCUAUGGUACUUUUCGGUUCCCAAACUGGUACCGCUGAAGAUUUCGCUUACCGUUUUUCAACGGAAGCCAAGUCCAAGUACAAGUUUGCCAACUCUACCGAAGACUUGGAUGACUUUGACUUUACUGACAUGGAUAAGCUUGACCCCUCCAAGCUUUUGGUUUUUUUCUUAGCUACCUAUGGUGAAGGUGAACCAACCGACAAUGCUGAAAGUUUCAUAGAACUAAUUGAGAGCGAAGAUACGAUUUUCUCCAGCGGAAAUGGGGUUGAAGACCGCCCCUUAGCAAACGUACGGUAUGCUAUUUUUGGUUUAGGAAAUCAUACCUAUGAACAUUACAAUGCCAUGGCUAAGCGAGUUGAUUCUGCUAUGAACGCUUUGGGGGCUCAACGUAUAGGACCUAUAGGUUUGGGUGACGAUGCCGCCGGCUUAUUAGAAGAGGACUAUUUACAAUGGAAAGACGAAGUAUUCCCUGAAAUUGCUAAGGUUUACAAUCUCAAAGAAGUACGUGAAGAGUAUAAACCCUUGUACGAUGUUAUCGAAAAACCUGAUAUAUCCAGUGAAAGCCCAACCGUUUUCCUCGGUGAGUCUAGUCGUCAGCAGCUCAAGGGAAUCGUUUCAAAAGCACCUCCUUCUCCGGCAAAUCCUUUUAAUUCCACUCCUGUUGUUUCUCGCGAGUUAUUCAAAAACGAUACCCGUAACUGUCUUCAUCUGGAAUUGGAUAUCUCCGGUUCAAACAUGAAAUACCAAACAGGUGACUACGUUUCGAUUUGUCCUAUGAACCCAUCUCAAGCUGUCGAUGAACUUUUGGAUAUUCUUGGUUUGAAGGAUAAGAGGAACAUGGUAGUUAUUGUGAAACCUUUUAAUCCGCUAGAUAAGCUACCUAUUUUGAGUCCGACAACUUAUGAUGCCGUAUUUCGCUAUUACUUUGAAAUCUGUGGUAUAAUUUCCCGUCAAUUGAUCUUUUUAAUUGCUCCUUUUGCUCCUACAGAUGAAGCCAAGAAUGAGCUGACUAAACUUGGAAGCGAUAAGGAUUACUUCAAAGCAAACGUUGCUGACAUGCAUUUGAAUUUAGCACAGGUACUUCGUCGCGUUUCCUCCGGUAUUCCUUAUACGAAGCUUCCAUUCUCUUUGCUUUUGGAAAACCUUGGUCAUUUAAAACCCAGGUAUUAUUCCAUUUCGUCGAGUAGCUUGUCUUGCCCUGAUAAGGUCCAUGUAACAGCUGUUGUUGACAGAAAAGAAUGGGUUGAUCAAAAUCAUAUUUUUUAUGGUUUGACUACUAAUUACCUGCUUGCUCAUUGCCUUCAUCAAAAUGGAGAAUUAACUCCUCAUCCUAAUAAUUUGCAAUAUACUUUGGAAGGUCCUCGUCAAAAAUUAACUGGUAAAAUCCCGAUGUUCAUAAAGAGGUCCACAUUUCACUUAGCACCUCCUGAAGUCCCUAUCAUCAUGGUAGGGCCAGGCACGGGCAUCGCCCCCUUCCGUGGUUUUGUUAUGGAACGUGCUCAUUUGGCUUCUCAGGGAGUGAAGGUUGCAAAGACAAUUUUAUUUUACGGUUGUCGACGAUCGGAUACUGAUUUCUUGUACAAAGAAGAAUGGGAUACAUACAAAAAUUUGAUGAAAGACUCGUUUGAAUUAUACACCGCAUUUUCCCGUGAGCAGGAUCAGAAGCUUUAUGUGCAGCAUCGGCUUCUUCAGCAAUCUGCCCUUGUUAAUGAAUUAAUAAGUGCUGGCGCUUGGUUUUACAUUUGUGGUGAUGCUGAGCGCAUGGCCAAGGACGUUACAAAUGCUUUGGCUACGAUACUUACCACGGUAGAAGAGGACGGGGCUAAGCGUAUAAAAAGCCUUCGUGAUGAAAAUCGGUUUCUUGAAGAUACCUGGUAAUGUAUUUAUGUCAUUGUCAAUGUUAGAAUGUUCGUUUCGAAAGAAUGGCUAUAGAACAAAAUCUGUAAAGGCAAACAGUUGUUCAAUGAUUGUUUAAUCAAUGUAGAUGUAAUAAAAAUCUAAUGUGUUCGGAAACUUAUAAGUAUACCAACCUCAUAGAAAUUGGAGGGUAGACAAUUUUAUUCAUCAGAUACAAUAUUCUCAG